GCUGGAAUUGAAGUAUCACGUUCUGUAGGUGAUAUAGUCUUCUAUAGAUGACACCCUGAACAAUAAACAAAUAUAUACACAAACAGAGGUAUAUAUAAUAUACACAGUCAAUCUCCAGAUGGAGUAGUUCCAUAGCUGGAGAAGGAAGACUGAAACUUGAGGACCUGAAUCCCUUCUAGACUGUCACUCUCUGUCAGAGACGAGCCCUCUCCAAAGUCUCUGUGCUCUCCCCCUCUCCCUCCCACUGCCCCUGGGUGAUUGAUGCUAAUGCUGCUCGUCAUCUGGUCAGUUUCUCUCAGUCCCGUCCACUGCUCCCUGCGACAGUUCCUGCAGCAACCACCUCUCACCAUUUCCACCAGCCUUCUUCUGACCACUCUGGUGAACCCGAUGAAGAGAACGGCAUUCACAAUCCCCUGUGCUGAGUCACCAAUUCCUUAUGAGAGAAGCAGCAGCAGUGGACUCUUUGAAUUUCUCCUCCUCUGAGAGAAUAAAGCAGUCCAGAAUGAAAUU
Messenger RNA from Geodia barretti, 510 nucleotides. The record is from the annotation of a GenBank genome assembly. NCBI's taxonomy places the organism in Eukaryota, Metazoa, Porifera, Demospongiae, Tetractinellida, Geodiidae.